UUACUAUUCUGUGGGAACUCAGUGGAGCUCAGAAAGAACCAUGAAGCUAUUACUACUCCUGGGACUGGUGGUCCUGUCUGAAUGUGUGGUAAAGGUUCCCCUCAGGAAGGGGGAAUCCUUCCGGAACAGGUUGCAGAGGCUUGGACUUUUGGGUGACUAUCUGAAGAAAUAUCCAUACAACCCUGCAUCCAAAUAUUUCCCUACCUUGGCUCAGUCUUCAGCAGAGGUGCUGCAGAACUACAUGGAUAUAGAAUAUUAUGGGACCAUUUCCAUUGGGACCCCUCCCCAGGAGUUUACUGUUAUCUUUGACACAGGAUCUGCUAACCUCUGGGUUCCAUCUGUGUACUGCUCCAGCUCAGCCUGCACAAAUCACAACAGGUUUAACCCACAGCAGUCAACCACUUUCCAAGCAACUAACACUCCAGUGUCCAUUCAAUACGGGACCGGCAGCAUGAGUGGGUUCCUGGGAUAUGAUACUUUACAAGUUGGAAAUAUCAAGAUCUCUAACCAAAUGUUUGGCCUGAGUGAGUCUGAGCCUGGUUCAUUCCUCUACUACUCUCCAUUCGACGGGAUCCUUGGUCUUGCUUUUCCCAGCAUUGCAUCAUCUCAAGCCACACCUGUGUUUGACAACAUGUGGAGCCAAGGACUCAUACCACAGAACCUCUUUUCUGUUUAUCUCAGCUCUGACGGUCAGAGUGGCAGCUAUGUUCUCUUUGGAGGAGUUGACACGUCUUACUACAGUGGUAGCUUAAACUGGGUCCCCCUAACUGCUGAAACCUACUGGCAAAUUAUUCUUGACAGUAUAUCAAUAAAUGGGCAGGUUAUUGCUUGCAGUCAAUCUUGUCAAGCCAUUGUAGAUACUGGAACCUCUCUGAUGACUGGCCCCACAACUCCGAUUGCUAACAUCCAGUACUACAUUGGAGCAAGUCAGGAUUCUAAUGGACAGUAUGUGAUCAACUGCAAUAACAUCAGCAACAUGCCAACUAUUGUCUUUACUAUCAAUGGUGUCCAAUAUCCACUGCCACCCACUGCAUAUGUGCGCCAGAACCAACAAGGCUGUUCCAGUGGAUUUCAGGCAAUGACCCUCCCCACCAAUUCAGGGGAUUUGUGGAUCCUGGGAGAUGUAUUUAUCCGCCAGUACUUUGUGGUGUUUGACAGAACCAAUAAUUAUGUGGCAAUGGCUCCCGUUGCUUAAAAUAAAUCUUUAUUUUACUCUGCC
Molecule: messenger RNA, 1219 nt
Organism: Xenopus tropicalis (tropical clawed frog)
Lineage: Eukaryota; Metazoa; Chordata; Amphibia; Anura; Pipidae
Gene: pga4
Product: pepsinogen 4, group I (pepsinogen A)
Exons: 9
Coding region: 41-1195 (384 amino acids)
Biological process (GO): proteolysis
Cellular component (GO): endosome
Molecular function (GO): aspartic-type endopeptidase activity
Source: RefSeq, a predicted model, not a curated record